ACUUCACCAGGAGACUUAAAGCUUGCCAAGCCACCUGUUUUCAUGGUCGGACAUAGUAAUCUUAAACUUGACUGAUUAACACCUUGAUGGACAGCGUCUCUCAUGGAAUGUUUUCUUAGCUUUUGAAGACUCUACUUCAGAAGCUCUGCUUCUGCAACACCCAAACAUGGCACUUAGUGUUCUGAGUCAGAAAGAGAAAGAAAAAGUCAUUCGCAGACUCUUAAUACAGGCCCCACCGGGGGAAUUUGUAAAUGCCUUUGAUGAUCUCUGUCUGCUUAUCCAUGAUGAAAAACUUAUGCACCAUCAAGGUGAGUGCGCAGGCCACCAGCACUGCCAAAAAUAUUGUGUACCACUCUGCAUCGAUGGGAAUCCGGUACUCUUGUCUCACCACAAUGUAAUGGGUGAUUACCGAUUUUUUGACCAUCACAGCAAACUUUCUUUCAAAUUUGACCUGCUUCAAAAUCAGUUGAAAGACAUUAAGAGUCAUGGUAUUAUUCGGAACGAGACAGAACACCUGAGAGCUGUUGUCCUAUGUGCCAUAAAACUGUACGUGAAUGAUCACUAUCCAGCUGGAAAUUGCAAUGUACUGAGAAAAACUAUCAAAAAUAAAGAAUUCUUGAUAGCAUGCAUCGAGGAUCACAACUAUGAAACAGGAGAAUGCUGGAAUGGUCUUUGGAAAUCUAAAUGGAUUUUCCAAGUGAAUCCAUUUCUAACCCUAGUAAGAGGAAGUAUCUUUGUGCAAGCUCACUUCUUCCGGUGUGUCAACCUUCAUAUUGAAAUCUCCAAAGACGUUAAAGAAACCUUAGAAGUCAUUAACCAAGCUCAACUGGCUCUAAGUUUUGCAAGGCUCGUGGAAGAGCAAGAGAAUAAAUUUCAAGCUGCCGUCUGUGAAGAAUUACAGGAGUUAUCCAAUGAAGUCCUGAAAAAAAUUCUACGAAGGGAUCUUCCAGUGACCCGCACUCUCAUUGACUGGCAGAGGAUUCUCUCUGACUUAAACCUGGUGAUGUACCCUAAGUUAGGAUAUGUCAUUUACUCAAGAAGUGUGAUGUGUAACUGGAUAAUAUAAAGGAUUUCUUCUGA
Molecule: messenger RNA, 1080 nt
Organism: Heterocephalus glaber (naked mole-rat)
Lineage: Eukaryota; Metazoa; Chordata; Mammalia; Rodentia; Bathyergidae
Gene: Capza3
Product: capping actin protein of muscle Z-line subunit alpha 3
Biological process (GO): actin cytoskeleton organization; barbed-end actin filament capping
Cellular component (GO): cortical cytoskeleton; F-actin capping protein complex
Molecular function (GO): actin filament binding
Source: RefSeq, a predicted model, not a curated record